Homarus americanus (American lobster) is the source of this 1235-nucleotide messenger RNA. It is a transcript of the gene Ak1, whose product is annotated as adenylate kinase isoenzyme 1-like. Gene Ontology annotation, molecular function: ATP binding; AMP kinase activity. Gene Ontology annotation, biological process: nucleoside triphosphate biosynthetic process. The transcript is spliced from 5 exons. The record is from RefSeq and is a predicted model, not a curated record. Gene Ontology annotation, cellular component: cytosol; cytoplasm. The coding region runs from base 111 to 722 and encodes 203 amino acids. NCBI's taxonomy places the organism in Eukaryota, Metazoa, Arthropoda, Malacostraca, Decapoda, Nephropidae.
UGGGUGAGUUUGUGACAGGAGAAGUUAGUCGUGUGUGAGCCACUCCCUGCGCCGGACGUCACUCGACCUCUGCUGGUGCUCCUGUCGCUGCUGCUACUCGCCCUUCUACUAUGGCCGCCCUAGAAAAGAAGCCCUUGGAUCUGACAGCCCUCAGGGAUGCCAAGUUACCAGUCAUCUUCGUCCUAGGAGGUCCCGGUUGUGGGAAGGGAACCCAGUGUGACAAGAUCGUGCAGAAGUAUGGCUACACUCACCUGUCCUCUGGCGAUCUGCUGAGAGACGAGGUCAACUCAGGGUCUGAACGUGGAAAGUCGCUCAACACGAUCAUGGAAAAGGGUGACCUUGUUCCUCUUGAAGUGGUACUGGACUUGCUGGCAGAGGCAAUGCUCAAGCAGGUAUCCACCUCCAAGGGCUUCCUCAUCGAUGGCUACCCACGUGAGCAGGCCCAGGGUGUCCAAUUUGAGCAGUCGAUCUUGCCGUGCACCAAGGUGUUGUACUUUGAGGUACCUGACGAAGUGAUGGUGGAGCGCCUCCUGCACCGUGCCAAGACCUCUGGCCGUGUUGAUGACAAUGAAGAGACCAUCAAGAAACGCUUGGCUACCUUCCACAAACACUCCAAGCCAGUCAUCGACUACUACAAGGACAAGUGCAGUACUAUUGUGGCUCUCAGCUCACCUGAUGAAGUCUUCUCUGAGGUUCAGAAGUCACUUGGUAGAAUGCAGUAAACACAUUCAAGUUCAUGUUGUGAAGUUUAUCAGCUGCAUUCACAGGGAAAUUGAUUUCUUUCAAGUAAAACACCACUGAAGAUUAUAAAGUUUGGAAUGUUUCUAUAAAGAAGACCUCAUAAGCCUUCCUCUUGGAAAUAAUUUAAUUAAGGUGAUACUGUAUAUUUAUAUCAGAAUUUUCUUUGUCAAACUUGGAUCUAGGUCUAAAAUAUUUCACAACCAAGGACAGCUUGAUAUACUUAAUAAAUGGACAGCGCUUAGCAGAGAAUCACCCAGGCUUCUACACAGUUGCAGGACCACCCAUAUUGGGUGGUUAAGCCCUUCAUUUACACUGUUUACCUUCAAGAACAAUAUGAUGAGUUUUGUUACAUUAGGAAACUUCUUAUACUGUGACUGGACAUCUCUGACUCUAAUUUGGCGACUCUUGACUUUUAAGACUAAAGGAACAUCUUAUACUACACAGUACUGGUCUUGUAUUGUUGACUGUUAAUAAACUGUUUAAAUGACUUAUUA